UAGGUUUCGUAUUUGGCAUUCUCCAAUCCCCAUCCCUGGCCCUGCCUCUCUUGUCUUUGGAUCACUGCUAAUUUCAAGCUCAUCCCUUUUUCCUUCGAUCCCGCAAAGUUUCAACAUAUGGUUAGGGAUCUCUUCUCUGAAUUGAAGGCUAAGGGAAAUCGACCAACUAACAUUACUUACAAUUGCUUAAUUCAUGCUAUGUGUAAUUUGGGCUGGCAAAAGGAGGUAACCAGGCUUUUUAAUGAAAAGAGGGAGAACAAUAUAUCACUCGGUAUUAUUACAUAUAAUACCUUAAUCGACGCAUAUUGCAAGGAUGGUAGGAUUUCUGAACCUAUAGAUACCAUUGACGCAAUGAGGAAGCAAGGCAUUGAGUUUGAUAAUGUCAUAAUAGUAUAUUGGUUGAUACCUAUUGCAAGGAGGGAAUGGUUUCUAAAGCUGAAGGUAUUGUCAACGCAAUGAAAAACCGAGGCAUUGAGCCUAUUGUUGUUACCUAUAGUGCAUUGAUAGUCGGCCAUUGCUUGCGAAACGAAAUGGAUAAAGCUAGUAGAGUAUUUCAGUUGAUGAUUCAGAGAGGUUGUGCACCUAAUAAACGGAGUUACAACAUCAUGAUCAAUGGAUAUUGCAAAGCUAAAAGGUUUGGCGAAGCAAAAACUCUUUCAUGAAAUAUCUGGAACAGGUCCUACCUCGAUAUUGUCACAUACAACACUCUAAUGCAAGGCAUUUGUCAUUUAAGGAGAGUUUCUGCUGCAUUGGAAUUUUUAAGGGAGAUGCUUGGUUCUGGAGUAGUUCCAGAUCUAUUGACCUACUCGAUUUUGGUGGAUGGUUUAUUCAAAAGUGGUAAACUCAAAGUGGCCUUGAAAGUUUUUCAGGCAAAGCGGAAUAGUUGGUUGGAACUCGAUAUUAUCUCUUAUAAAAUCUUAAUGGAUGGCGUGUGCAAAGCUGGGCAUAUUAAAUUUGCAAAGAGAAUAUUCAACGAACUGUCCGUCAAUAGUUUAAAACCCAACGUGUACACGUAUGAUAUACUGAUUAAUGGAUUAUGUAAAGAGGGGUUACCAGAUGAGGCAUACCAGUUGCUUAGGAGCAUGGGAGAUAAUGAUUGCUUGCCUAAUAGCAUCUCUUAUAAUGUAAUGAUCCAGGGGAUUUUCCGAAACAACUCUACCUCGAAAGCAACCCAACUUCUUGUGGAAAUGGUCGGCAAGGGCUUUUCUGCAAAUUUAUGGACUGCCAUCGUAUAUGUUGAUCUACUCUUACGACCUGAUAAAUCAAUCUUGGUUUAAAAGGUUGGAUUGUUAAUGUCACAAUCAUUAGUAGUGAAUGAUUAGUGAUAUCUAUUUUCAGUUUUAGUU
Messenger RNA from Hibiscus syriacus, 1346 nucleotides. Its product is annotated as putative pentatricopeptide repeat-containing protein At1g12700, mitochondrial. The transcript has 2 exons. Gene Ontology annotation, molecular function: protein binding. Bases 711 to 1277 code for a protein of 188 amino acids. Lineage: Eukaryota; Viridiplantae; Streptophyta; Magnoliopsida; Malvales; Malvaceae. The record is from RefSeq and is a predicted model, not a curated record.